This is a messenger RNA of Dioszegia hungarica, 915 nucleotides long. RefSeq lists its product as uncharacterized. NCBI's taxonomy places the organism in Eukaryota, Fungi, Basidiomycota, Tremellomycetes, Tremellales, Bulleribasidiaceae. Bases 1 to 915 code for a protein of 304 amino acids. The record is from RefSeq and is a predicted model, not a curated record. The transcript has 4 exons.
AUGGGAUUCUUCCACAAACACUCCAGCUCGACUGACGAGAAGCACCCAGACGGACCGCCCGACGCCCCUCCCCUCGGUCCCCCUCCACCCGCCUACCCCCCUGACAUCGACUCAAAGCCCCCUCUAUCGUCUCAGCAGACAUACGAUCAGCCCCUCCAGCAGCAGCAGUAUCACCCAGCCCCUGCCGCCCAGGCAGGUUUCGGUACUGGUAGCUCAAGCUCGUCUCAGCCAUCAACGUACGCGGCGCUCCUUCUGAGCCGGUCGGACCGGAUCCGGAUCAUCGGCUUUCCCGGCACUAUCGUGCAGGCUCUGGACAUGGCCAUCAAGCGGUCAUGGGCGCCAGGAGUGCAGCAGCAGAAGGCGUAUGACCAGGCCUCGUGGGAGUGGAAGCUCGCUGGGAACCCUUGGUGGGGCCAAGGCAAGGAGGCUGUCCCGUCUCGCCGACUCCUCGCGCACGUUCUCCAUGCCCUACUCGAGAAUGGCUGGCAUCUCUCCCUCUCGACCGACCUGUCCAAGAAGAGCAUGGACAAGGAUACGCUCAUCUUCAAGUCGGGCCCAGCGGUGCAGCGCUUCAUCUUCCCUGUCAGCUUUAACGAGAGCGACAAGAUCCGGUUGAUUGAUCCGCCGCACGAUAGGGUGAAGCAGGCAUUCGACGCGGCCAUACGGGGAGCCUGGCCGCUUGGCGUGCAAGAGGCUCGGGAGAAGGAGCACGGGGCGUACCAAAUGAAGCUGAAGGGGAACCCAUGGUGGACGUCAAGCGGGGACCAGAUCAACUACUCGCGCAUGCUGGCGUGCUCGAUAUUGUCGGCGAUGGAGUCGCAGGGGUUUGAGCUGCUUGGGAGCGUGGAUAUGUCCAUGGCUGGAGGGGAGAACCAGAGCGAGCUGGAUACCUGGUUUUUCGUCAGCAAGUGCUAG